GUGAGUUUUUCAGGUGAUGCUUCUUGCGUGACGUAUAAUCUAGUGGACGGAACAGGAGGCUUCUUCAACAGCGACAAAAGGCUACUGAUUUAACUAACGCGGUGGUUUGCUAGCAAACAAAACAGAAUCAUUGAAGCGUUUUAGACCAAUUUGUUGUAUAUUACUCUUCGUGUUUUGAACAUACUUCUGUUUACCUAUCUACUAGCUCAUUUCAACGUAAUUUGCUUGUGAAAUUAGCAACAUUGAUACAGCAUUUGGCUAAUCUCGCGGAGCAUAAACUCACUAAGCAAGACGGAGAAAGAAGCUCUGGUGAAAUUAGAGAAAUAAGCUUUCAGAAUGAAAAAGGAGGAAGAGGAGGCUAUCACAGUGAAAGAAGAGGAUGAUAUUACACUGAAAGAGGAAGAUGGGAAAGAGGUUGUCAGAGUGGAAGAGGAGGUAGAAGUUUUCAGAAUCAUAAAGGAGGAAGAUGAGAAUGUAGUGAAAGAAGAGGAAGAGGAGGCUAUCUCAAUUAAAGAGGAAGACGUCUUGGGAGUGAAAAGGGAGGAGGAGGAGACUGAAGAACUGAUUACCACCAGAGAGAGACAUGACUAUGGUGGAUCCUCUGCGGAGCCUCAACAACAUCCUGAUGCUGACGAGGCAGAGAAGAGUCUCUCCAGAUCAGAACACCAGAUGGACAACGCUAGCCUGCCUCCCUCCUCCCUCCCGGAGUCCCCGUGUCGUGCCUCUCCCGGUAGCACCUUACUGCUGGGUAUGAAGAGGUUGUCUGUGCUGCUGGUGGACUGCAGGAAAACAACGGGGCUGAGUGGAACUGUGAGAGGAGGAGAAGAGAAGAAAGGAUCAGAUUUGCCUCAUCAAAGAGGAAAACCAAACUUGGAGGAACCAGAGACGUCCAAACCAGCAAGUCAACACCUCUGCUCCCAGAUUGGAAAGAGUUUUGCCAAGUUAGGAAGCCUGAAAAGACAUGAGAAGAGUCUCACAGGGGAAAAGCCUUACCACUGCUCCCAGUGUGGAAAGUGUUUUAGACAGCAAGGAAGCCUGAAAGCUCAUGGAGGAUACACACAGGGAGAAGCCUUUCCACUGCUCCCAUUGUGGAAA
Molecule: messenger RNA, 1095 nt
Organism: Oncorhynchus nerka (sockeye salmon)
Lineage: Eukaryota; Metazoa; Chordata; Actinopteri; Salmoniformes; Salmonidae
Product: zinc finger and SCAN domain-containing protein 21-like
Exons: 4
Biological process (GO): regulation of transcription by RNA polymerase II
Molecular function (GO): DNA-binding transcription factor activity; RNA polymerase II cis-regulatory region sequence-specific DNA binding
Source: RefSeq, a predicted model, not a curated record